Messenger RNA from Anarrhichthys ocellatus (wolf-eel), 914 nucleotides. Its product is annotated as transmembrane protein 109. Gene Ontology annotation, biological process: cellular response to gamma radiation; intrinsic apoptotic signaling pathway in response to DNA damage by p53 class mediator. Lineage: Eukaryota; Metazoa; Chordata; Actinopteri; Perciformes; Anarhichadidae. The transcript has 4 exons. The coding region runs from base 14 to 772 and encodes 252 amino acids. The record is from RefSeq and is a predicted model, not a curated record.
CAAAUCCUCAACAAUGACUUUCUGUGCGUCUGGCUCUGGGCGCGGAGGGUGUGCCACGGCUCGGUUUUUCCUCACCACCUAUGUGGCAGUGCUGGUGCUCGGCUGGACUGGAGCUGAAGCUGAGCAGGCCAAGCCGACCGGGGACAACCCACCGACGGUCACUCUCGGUACUCUGAUCACCGGAACCUGCCAGGCGCUCCAGCGGUACGCGGAGUCAGUGGUGGGAAGCGGUGUGAUCCGGUCAGCUGCUGAGCGUGCAGUGUUGUUUCUUGAAUCAGUGCUUGGUCAGGAGAACGUCUAUAAAGUGGCCAUGUUUUUUGAGAUGGUGAUCCGAUUCCUUGCUGAAGGAGCUGCCAGCGGCCUGAACGUCAUCGCCGUUUACGUCACAGAGAUCCUCCGGGUCACAGGAUUCGAUGUUGGACUGACGUCGCCCCUCUUCACUCCAGAGGGCGUAGCCGCCAUUGCCCAGUGGGGUCUCGUGGCCCUGAUUGGCUACUGGGUGCUGACCAUCGCUCUCCGUCUGCUGAUCGGCGUGGUCAGGCGGGUGUUCUGGGUGGUGAAGACCAUCUUGGCGCUCUGGCUUUUUGGACUGAUCGUGACCGACAAGCAUGCCGCUGCAGACACCACGGCGGUUCGACUGGGCGGCCUGGUGCUGGCAUAUGUCCUGUUGACUCUGCUCACUUCUUGCUCUGAAAAGACUUGUGCAGUGGAGCACCGGCUGAGCUCCCUGGAGGGCCGGGUGAAGGUAGUAGAGAAGAGGAAAGGGGAAUAGUGGGCUGUAUAGGGUUCGAGGGGAAGGAGUUACAGAUGGACAACGGUGAUGGUAAUGUCGGUUAUGAAAACAGUAACAUUGAUGGUUUCUGUAUGCGUGUGUCAAACUAUAUGGGAAAUAAAGUAACCUCUGGGAUUUUUAA